GUAGCCCUACCCAACCCCUGUGAUAACAACGAAUGUGUUGCACCGAAUCGGAGCUGCGUGUCAGCACUCGUGACGUAGAACUGACCUUCAUUCAUAUUUACACUCUUAUUGCGGAAUACCUGUAGGAUUCCCCAUGCAGUACUAAGGACAAACCUAAUACAUUCUAUGUGCCAACAAAAUAUACAUGUAGUCUAAACAUAAUUUUUGAAAUCGUGAAAAUCAAAUUGUCUGUUUUUUCUUCUGAGUAUCACAUACAUUGUAUACGGUUACGUGUUACCAGUGUUUCAAAUAUCUAAUAUUAUAUACUACUACAGUCUAUGUAUUAUUUUCUACAACCAACAUUUGGCAACUGUACAUAACUCUGACCACAAAACAAAAUAUGGGAAGUUUAAUACGCAUUUAUAAAGUUCAACAUAAUAAGAAGUUCAUGCAUCAGCAAAAAUUGAUCCACCAUAGCAAUUUGCUACUGGAAUACAUAUCAUCUUCCCCGUUCAAACUGUUUAACGGUUAUUUACUUUGUUUGGCCUUAAAGUUUUUCUUCUAAAGCUUUCCGAAGUUCACAACGGUUUUUCGUAAAAGGCACCAUGUCUUUGUCGACAACUUUCACUCAGAAAAACCAUACAAGUUCUCGUUAGCAGCCUUAACUAUUGAAACACAGGUAUUGCAUGCUGUAUUCGGCGUGUUUGUUGCGAGUCGUAUUCACAAGCUAAACAGUGUCCAGGUUGAAUCCGAAGCUUAUUUCAAACUCGGCACAUAAUAAUAAAGAGAGAUUUGACAUGAAACAUUCAUAAAAACUAGAAGCGUGUUUCAAUUAAAGUUUCAAUUAGAAAAAACUCUAGAUGAAAAACGUAAUAUGAAAAAAAAAUGUAUUCGUAAGGGAUUCAAACCCGGUCGUUUUAAAAGGAAUACAUAUAAAAGUCGACAACUUUAACCACUGAACCAUGCAGCAGACUAUACUUUGCUAAGGAAACUUAACGUACAUGUGAAGUUUUUUUUUUUUUUUUUUUUUUUUUUUUUUUUACAUGUGAAGUUGAAAACAGUAUCAGUGAAGUCGUUUCAAUUUUUUUAACUUUACUAAAACAUGCUUUCGUGAAACGGAUGUCCCGUGUCGCAGUAGGUGUGGCACGCUAAAGAACCCUCACUGCUUAAUGGCCGUGAGCGCCGAGCAAAGGCCUAAAUUUGAAGCCCUUCACCGGUCUUGGUGACGUCUCCAUAUGAGUGAAAAAUUCUCGAGAGAUAUGGGGGCUCACGGCGGGUGUGACCGGUCGAAAGGGGAUGUUUACUCCUCCUAGCCACCUGAACCCACCUCUGGUAUAUCCAGGGGUCCGUAUCUGUCCAACUCUCCAUUUUGUAUUGCUUAUAGGAGUUAUGAGAUUGAUCGCUGGUCGUUAUCUUCACCUUUACUUUACGUUAAACAAGAUACAAUCAAUCAAUCUAUUCUUGAGAAGAUGUUAAAGAUUGUUUCAACAUAUUCCCAUGUAAAACUUUAAUUCCUAAUUGUAGCCCCCCACUCCUACCUCUGGAGGCCAUGAUUUCGACGAUCUCAAAUUUUCAUUAUACAGUUUCAGGAAGCUUCCAUGUAAGUUUCUGGCCUUGUGGUUCUUGAGAGGAACUUAAAUUGACCCCGUCGUAAUGUUUGCCUUUUUUAUUAUCUCCCCUUGAAAGGGGAGAUGGUCCUUCAAUUACUCAAGGAUAGGAUGUGCCAAGUUUGGUUGAAAUUGGCUGAAUGGUUUGGGGGAAGAAGAUGCAAUUGUAAAAAAGAAACCUUAAAAUUGCAGUACUAAACAUAUAAGAAAGUAUUGUGAUAAUCUAUGCAUUAAAACGAGCAUUUGGAUGAAAGGGCGAAUUCUAUUAACAUUUUCAUUCAAAUGUCGAUACGAUAUAUCCCAAUGAACUGGAAACAAAAGACACCACAGAAUAGAGUCUACCAAUUCCACGUAGAUGUUUAAUGGUAAACUAACAACUCAACUUUACGAUAACCGGGGUGAUUUCAGUUUCUCCAUCGUCAACUUCCCUUAUUCAUGUUGCAAUAUUCCAUUAUCACCUGCAUAUGGUGCUUUUGUUUCUCAACUGAUUUGAUACGCAAUAACAUUUUCUGUGCAUAAUCAGUUUUUAUAUCGAAGUUAAUACUACAAAUGUCCUUUAAAGUCAGCAUUUCGCAAAUCAUAGGUUUGUUGCAUUGUAUAACGAUCUACAUGUAAUUUACAAAUAAGUGGAAUGCUGUCUGAAGUGUUUCAUACCAAUAGUUAACCGUUCUUGACUACGUAUUACUCCGUUUGUCUGCUCCAGAUAUAGGGCUCAUGGUGUGACUAGUCAAGAGGGGGUGCUUACUCCUUCUAGGCACAUCAUCCCACCUCUGAUUUGUCCAGAGGUACUUACAUGUUUUCCCUACUCUUAAUUUUGUAUUCUUUAGAGGAAUUAUGAAUUUGAUUACUGUUCAUUGUUUUCGUUUAUUUUGUCACUGAAAUAUCACUAAACUUGUAUUAAGCUAGGGAAAUACCUAGAGUAACCAGAAUGACGGAAGCAUAAGAUGUAGGGCAAGUGCAACACCGGCUAUGAGUAGGAAGCACUAUAUGAGUAAAUACUAUCAUCUGAGAAAGACUAAAACGCUACCCAUAACCAUAUUCACUGUAGCACAAUAUGCAGAGCCACUUAUUAAAAGUUCAGGCAAAUCACAAAUGAUAUCAAAAACGACAACAGGCAGGACGCAGGGACUUGCUUAUAAACUAGUAUACACCUACAAAUCUUGGGAUUCCAGUGGCAUAAAUACGCAUUCGGAAUGUAGACCUCUAAACUCAACGGGAAGUAAAAUUGGCAGUGUUCCACAAUUUCAAACAUUGACUUUUCUCAGAAAAUCCAUCUGAAUGGGGGUACACAAGAGGAUAGAAAGACCCCGUUGUAACAUUUUCAGCGGCAGAUUACAGGACGUUGUCAAUAACAAGAAUGGAGCCUCAAGGUGUCUAUAUAGCGUGUUACAAUAUCGAUGGUCAAUCAGUUCCUUCUUCCCUGAUAAAUCACAACACUUAAAGAAAACAAUGUCUUUUAAAAAUAAAAUACAUCACACCGGAAGAAUUUCACAACUACGCAAGAAAGGGAGUAUGUGUAGAUGAAAAUCCAGAAGGAUUGAUGAAUGAUGAACUUCACAGACACUAGUCCAAUUCUCAACUCCAGCUUCAAAACAUUGGAAGAGCUUAACGAUGAGAAAGGCCGUCACAGACUCCCCACCGUCGUCUUCCUCAGCAUUCUGAUACCUUUGGGAAUUACUGGAAACUCUAUCGUUUUGGCUGUGUACAGUCAAAAGUACCGUUCCUCAACCUUUCGGACGUAUAUCUUGACCCUGGCUGUUCUGGAUCUUCUAUCUUGCCUUAUCGGGAUGCCUUUCGAAGUGGUGGAUAACGUGUAUCCCCUCAUGUUUUACAGUGAGGAAUUUUGCAAAGUAGGGAAGUUUUUUGGUCAAAUUCUCAAAAUAGGAUCCGCGUUUGUCAUCUUUUUAAUGGCAGUCUGUCGAUUCAAAAAGAUUUGCCGCCCAUUCUCUAAAUCCAUUUCUAUCAAAAUGGCUCGUAAUCUAUGUAUAUUGUCAAUAUUUGUAGCCAUUUUGUUUUCCUGGCCGUUUGCAAUAAUACGAGGUAAACAACAUCGGAAGUUUGUUGGCGGUGUAAUCGGAUAUGCGUGUUCGGUGGAUGACGAAUUGAAAGACACCAGCUACCCUUUCAUCUACGCAAUCGUAAUUUUUGCCAUCAAUGUGUUUGUUUUCAUUGGUCUGAUUAUCCUAUACACCCUCAUCAUCCUGAAAGUUCACCAUCACAAUCACAAAGAAGUAACCGAUGAACAACACAAGAUCGACCCGCGAAUCACGAGGAUUAUGAUUGCCAUAACUAUCGCUUUUCUGGUUUCUUACCUACCAGAUAAUAUUCUGGAUGCAAAUUCAACAUUUAACAAAGAAAACAUGCUGCCACCCACACCCGCUGUGCUGGGUUCACUGCCUCUUUUGGCCAGAACAUACUUCAUCAAUAACGUUAUCAACCCCAUAAUAUACUUCAUAGGAGACUCAAAGUUUCGGAAAAUUGUUAAACAUGCCUGCCUGGUAAUGCUUUAUGCAUUGUUUCGUCGGCAUUCAAAGACAGAUGGGUCGGUAUUCACGUUUUCGGACACCUUUAAAACUGAGGACCCAAUACCAAACACGAAAAGUGACAAUUUUCCGAACAGCGAAAAUCAACUUUAAGUCAAUGACAGAUUCGGAAACGGAAAAGUCAGCCAUGUACAUAUGAAGAAGACAUUGAAAUCAGACAGCCAAUAAGAGGACAUACAUGUAUGCGGUUAAUGUGAGAUUUAUUUUUCUGUGGAUGUGAUUUUAAAGGCUUGUAUCAGAAAUAAGUAGAAAUAAUUUUGUUUUUACAAUUUCUAUCAUGCGUACAUGUAUAUUGUAUAGGAUACCCACUUGUAUAUGGAUAACAAACAUAUGUCAUUGAUUUUGGGGUAAUUUUGUUGUUGUUAUUCACAGAACUUAGAAGUAACGAUUAUUUUACUAAUUCCCAUAGUAGGCUAUACAAACAACAUCAAAUAACUCGAACAACCGGCAUAUUACCGAUAUUCCUGCAAGUAUCAUUAAGUGUCUGUACUAACAUUUAUUUUUAAACAAAACUAGUUUAGCUGAAUCCUUCAGUCUGGCAUCAAACUUUAACUGCAACCCAAGGAAUUAAAUCCAGUUGAUUUAAUCAAUCCAAAUAGCGUCAAAGUAAACACCUCGUCUUUUCUGCCUCUCCUAUCGUCAUAAACUGUGAAUUCCAUGGAUAGAUUCUUUAUGAUCCUGUUUUGCCUUUUCUCUGUAAUACUUCAUGAAAAAUGCAUACCUAAGUGGAGAUUUUUAAACUGAUAUUCUAAAACAUGACCACUUUCGGAAGAGUCGGUGCUUCAGGAGUGCUAAAUUACCGUGAAGUAUAUAACACCUACUGUAACAUGGCGUUUGAUCCUGGUCUCGAUAGACGCGCAUUAUCGAAUUCAUCAUUCCUUUUAUGUUCAAAGUCAAUGUUGUAAAUAUGGAACUCACUGUCAACUAUAAACAAUUUACUAUUUGAACAAGAUAUUGAAUAUGUUAUAAAAUCACUAGUGCACACAUUCGAGAAGUACAUAACCUUAUAAAUAACGUGUGCAUACCAAAAUUAGAACGUCUUUCAAACUCCAUCUAAUUGAAUUGUCCUCCAUGUGAACUUAACAAUCAACUGUAACCAUUGACGGCAAACUAACAACUCAACUUCAGGACAAUCGGAUUGACUUCAGCUUCUCCAUCACAACUUCCCAUACUUCUGUAUCAAUAUUCCAUUACCACCUGCAUAUAGUGUUUACAUCUCUUAAUUGAUUCGAUACGAGAGAGCAUGCUCUACGUAUGGUCAAUUUCUAAGUCGAGGCAGACUACUGAAAAAAAUGUUCGAUGUUACAGGGGGUUUCAACAGUCUCAUUUGAAGUCAGCAUUAUGCAAAUUGUAUGCUCUUUAUAAUGACCUACUUCGUAAAUACAACCUCUCAUGAAAUCGAAUACUGUCUUGACUGGUUUAACACCAAUUGUCAGGCCAUUCUUUACACACUGAUUUUGAGCACGGGUUACCAUGUUUGUUAAUUCAAGAUAUAGGGCUGUUGGUGGGUUUAACAUGUCAAUAGGGGAUGCUUAGUCUGCCGCGUUUGACUGUUUUGGUUGUUCUUUUUUAACGUCAUCAACAUGUAAAAAUCGUCUUUUACCAUAAUUACAAGGAUUUCAAUAGUCUCGUUAAAAGUCAGCAUUUCCCAAACUCUAUGGUCGUUAAAACAAUCUAAUUUGCAAAUAUGAUCUGUCAUUGGGUCAAAUGAUGUCUGACGUGUUUCAUACAAAUUGUUAGGCCACUGAUUCUGAUUACGGAUUACUCUGUUUACCUGAUCAAGAUAUAGGACUCAUGGCGGGCGUGACCUGUCAAAAGGGGAUGAUUACUCCUCCUAGACACCUGAUCCCACCUCUUGUAUAUUUAGGGGUCCGUGUUUGCCCAACUCCAGUGCUCCAAGUCACAUCUGCUAUCAGGUCGCGAAAUAGCGACCUAGAAAUAUUUCUGGUCGCCAUUUUCAAAUUUCUAGUCGCCAUGUUCAAAAUUUCUACUCGCCAUGGUAAAAGAUUUUGUAAAUAAGACCUACAAGUUUGUAGUUCUUUUUUAAUUUGAAUAUCUUUCAAGUAAAAAAUCUUCACCCAUGAAUGCGUUUUGUUUUAUUUUAUUUUUUUAAAACUGAAUAGAAAUGUGCUGUGAAACAUGCUGAUGCUAACAAGUCAAGUAUUUACUCUGGCAAAAGUUGUAUUGCAUAUUGCAUUGAGCCAUCCUGUAUAUUUUACAAUACGUUUCUGGGGAAGAAAACCCAGCGUUCCACACAGGGAUUUGCUUUAAACAUGUUAAAGUCCUUAAUAAGAGGGCCUUCACUGCUUAUGUGAAUAAAAGCUUCUACUUCUGUUGGAUCUUUUGCUGAACAAUCAGUACCAGCAUCAAUAAGAACACUACAUCCCGAGUUUGUAAUUGUCUGUGAAAAUUAUCAGCAACAGUUGCUCCGCUCGACUUAUUGCUGAUAAUACAGUCACGGACAAAGACAUGUUUCUUACUGUUAUCGUGAAUAGUCACACUUCCACAUUUGAAAGAUGUACCCCAGGUCGUGGUGAAAUCGGACAAUGGGUGUCCAUAAAUGGUGGAAGUUGCUGGCUGAUUGGCCUCACAAAUUCUGCAAAACAUUUUGCAAUCUCUGAAUAUCAACCACGAAAAUUCCUUCAGCCAUUAGGACUGGGGUUCUUCCUUUACUUUUGCAUUUUUCUUUCGACACAGCUACGUCAUCUUUAAAUGCAGAACUUUCUCCGUGUGAUUUUUUAAUUUCUUCGUUACAUGUACUAGGCGAGGCUUCUACUUUUUACUACUGAUAAAUCCAAAGUGCUUUAACCCUCGUUUCCCCGUCAUCUUGAUUGCUUUCAAACGCUGUUUUGACCGAGACUGAAAAAUAUUUAUUCAGACUUCCGAUCCCAAUUACAAAAUUUUACUGGAUGCCAAAUUUUUUUUCCACUCGCAAAAAUGCGACUUAAUAUAAUCUUUAGUCGCAAAAUCGAUUUUCUUGUCGCAAAUACGACCGUUUUACUCGUAACUUGGAGCACUGAACUCUCUAUUUUGUAUUCCUUAUAGGAGAUGGAUCACUGUUCGCUAUCUUCGCAUUUUCACUAGUUUUUACAUACUCUGCUUGUCGUGUAAUAGAAAUAUUCAUUUAUAAUAUUAUGAAGAGUUAGUUGACUUCCUGAUUAGUCGUGUCAUGAAUUCACAAAUAUGAAACAAAGUGUUAGUAUCCGACUUAUACAAAGGAACAAAAAAAAAAAAAAAAACCCCGAAAAUUUAAAACGGAGUGAAACAUGACUCACAGGGAAAAUAUAAAAGUAAUAUAUAUUCGAAUUUUCAAUACUUGUUGUACUGAUAAUGAACAAUAUUAUCAGUACUUAUCCAAAGUCCGAAAGAUAAAUUCCUAGAAGCUGAAGCUAAGAGCAAUCAUUACAUAGUACUCAUAUCUGAAAUAAAAAAAUAUGCGCAUAAACUUCCGCAUCUUUCAAAUUCAAUAUUGCUGCGGUUUUUGGUGUUUUUUUUUUUGUUUUUUUUUGUUUUGUUUUUUUUACACUUUCCCCUUACAACUACGUAUUAUGUGCUUCCCUGCCUUCUUGCCAGAUAAACUUCAAUCGUCAUUCGAGAAUAUAUCGCUUAUAAUGAUUCCUUUAUGAAACAAAUGAGUUUUAUAUAACAUUCGUGAUGUUAUAGAAGAUUUAAAUUCAAUCCUAGAUAUUUUCAAGUUUCUUGUAUGAAUUCGAUUUCAUGAAGAUUUUUAGACCCAUUCUAUAUAGAUCAUUACUAUCUGUCAUAACCAUUUCAUGUUCUUUUUUCGCUCGAUUGAUUGAUUAAAUAUUGUUUAACGUCCCUCUCGAGAAUAUUUCACUCAUAUGGAGACGUCACCACUGCCGGUGAAGGGCUGCAAUAUUUGGGCCUAUGCUCGGCGAUUAUGGCCAUUGAGCAGGGAGGGAUCUUUAUCGUGCCGCACCUGCUGCGACACGGGACCUCGGUUUUCGCGGUCUCAUCCGAAGGACCGCCCCAUUUAGUCGCCUCUUACGACAAGCAAGGGAGUACUGAGGACCUAUUCUAACCCGGAUCCCCACGGGAAAGAGUAAAAUGAAAGCGAAAAUAAUUCGUACACAACAUAUAAAGAUUACCGUUCCACCCUUUCAAAUAAUACAUUGUAUGGAAGUACAAUGGAGUUAAAGUCAAAAGUAAUUGGUUGGUGGUUUUUUUAAAUACCAUAUCAAUUUUUGUUAGAUCAUAUAACAUUUGCAUUGGAAAUCCCUAAUAAGAGGCAAAAAGUGGUCCGAUCUUUUGGAUACGUGUGCAGCUCACAGAAACACAAAUUCGUGGUGGGAAUCCCUUCAUCAUAAAAAGAACAAAAAUUAAGUUCAACGAAAACGCACGACUCUACAAUAGCUCGUAAUAAUGCUCAUUGAUCUGGUACACUCCGCUGAUACAAAAACAUACAUCACAAUACAUAUAUUAUUCCCUUAUUCAAAGAAGACUGGGUAAGUGAUAAUUAAGAAUACCCAUUGUGUUGAAUUUGUAAUCUCUUGUAUUCAAGUCACAAAACAUAGAAGAUAAAACUCCAAAACAGUCAUGUUUGUUACGAGCAAUUUUCAUUUUCAGAAUGACGGUCUUUGUCGCAUAUUACUUGCACAAAAUCGUAUUGACGGGAAGGUCCUCUCAUUAACUUGAUAAGAAUAAAACUACCGGAAAUCAGUAGAAAAGUGGAAAAAUCACCCUUUGUUUGAUAACUUUGUAGAAUUAGUAUAAUGCAGUGGCACAGUUUCACAAGGACUAGAUAGUGCGUUAUAUUUGAACAGUUGAGGCGAUUUUCACAGGAGAUUCAUUUAUCUAAAAAGAAUAUACUCGUUUGUUCAGAGUUUGUGAAACUACUGUUGAAAGAAAAGCACUUGGAGGGCAUAUGAUAAGAAAACACAACGUUGAUACACAAUGAACAACACCUCAUAUACGGAAACCCAAUCUCCAACACUACAAGCAAUCUUCAAAACUUUGGAAGAGCAAAACGAGUUAAAGGCACGACAGCGACUUCCAACAAUUAUCUUUCUAUGCAUCCUCAUAGCUUUUGGCAUCAUUGGGAACAUAACCGUGCUAGUUGUAUACAGUCUGAAGUACCGUUCAUCGACCUUCCGGACGUAUAUCCUCACCCUCGCCAUUAUAGACCUCUUGUCCUGUCUAAUAGCUAUGCCUGUUGAAUUAGUGGAUAAUUUGUAUCCACUUAUGUUCUUCGUAGAGGCGUUCUGCAAAGGGGGUCGCUUUCUAGGGUAUGUUUUCAAGAUUGGGUCCGCAUUCAUCAUUUUGAUCAUGGCAGCCGGUCGAUUUAAGAAGAUAUGCAAGCCAUUCAGCAAACCUAUAUCUGCGAAGCAGGCUCGUAUUUUGUGCGUUAUGGCAAUAUCUGUAGCCAUUUUAUUUGCCUGGCCCAAUGCAAUAAUACAGGGCACGCGUAACCAUUACUUAGAUGGCGGUAUAAUAGGAUUCGACUGUUCCGUUGACGACAGGGUGAAAAAGACCAUCUAUCCUUUCGUAUACACAGUUGUUCUGUUGGCUGUGUACGUCUUUGUUUUCUUUGUUCUUGUUGUACUGUACACAAUCAUCAUCCUAAAACUUCACCAUCAUAAUAAAAUCGAGGAUAAAAAACACAAAAUCAAUCCUCGAAUUACCAAGAUUAUGAUCGCCAUUACUGUGGCUUUCAUUCUCUCCUACCUGCCGGACUGUAUUCUGGAUGCAAAUUCCACAUUCAAUAAGGGAAACACGCUUCCUCCUACACCAAUAGUUCUUGGGACACUACCCUUGUUGGCUAGAGCCUACUUCGUCAAUAAUGUUAUCAAUCCCAUCAUAUACUUUUUUGGAGAAUCAAAAUUUCGAAGAAUAAUUAAGCUGUCGUUCACUUGGCUGCUCUCUACUCUAUUGAAUCGGAGAGGAGAACCGGCGAUUCAGAUUAAGGUUUCUGACACCUUUGGAACUGAUGAUAAACUGAUGUUUACAAGAAAACACACAACUUCAAGCACUAAAUCACGUGCGACUAGCAACCGAAUUAGUCAACUAGAAAUUGGAAAAUUGGAUUCAGGACUUUGAAAAUAUUUAGUCCUCAUUUCGAGAAGACAACAUACACUUUGAAAACUAUUUGACCAAUAAAAGACAGCUGUAACCGAUGGCCGACUAAUCACGGUCACUCUUUCUUAGUAAAUUAUCAUUUCACCUCACUCUACUUAAAACAUACAGUGGACCCAUUUUCAUGACAUGAGUACAUGAUUUUAUUACUGUGUGAAUCUUUUUCUGCAGUUGAUGAUAUUCUAUGAAAUCUGAUAUAAACAAUACUGUCAAUACCCCCUUAUUGUGCUGAGGCAAUCUGUGGUUUUUAAAACUUCUUCGAUUACUAUUAAAUGGCAAUAAAUCAAGUUUAAUGGU
Ostrea edulis (European flat oyster) is the source of this 10519-nucleotide messenger RNA. RefSeq names its product neuromedin-U receptor 2-like. The record is from RefSeq and is a predicted model, not a curated record. Gene Ontology annotation, cellular component: plasma membrane. Gene Ontology annotation, biological process: G protein-coupled receptor signaling pathway. Gene Ontology annotation, molecular function: G protein-coupled receptor activity. NCBI's taxonomy places the organism in Eukaryota, Metazoa, Mollusca, Bivalvia, Ostreida, Ostreidae. The transcript is spliced from 3 exons. Bases 9044 to 10186 code for a protein of 380 amino acids.